CUCCUCUUCCUCCUUUUGCAACGGAAAGUAGAAGCGGUUGUUUUCCCACGAAAAUGUUCUCUGCAUGCUUUCCGCAGCCACCAAUUCUCUCUUUCGUAGAGAUGGCGGCCACCACCUUCGAGCUCCGCCAAGCCCACGCCCAUAUGCUAAAGACCGGCCUUAUCCACCUACCUUUCGCCACCAGCCGCCUCAUCGCCACUGCCGCCUCUGCCAGCUCCGUCGCUUAUGCUCUCUCCAUACUCUCUCACACACAAAACCCAAACUCGUACAUGUACAACUCCAUCAUCCAUGUCUGUGCCAAUAGUUCCGCCCCACAAACUGCACUCGCUGUCUAUACAAACAUGCUCGAUGAUUACGGUGUUCCGGACAAGUACACCUUCACUUUCGUGUUGAAGGCUUGUGCAAGUUUUCGUGGGGUUGAGGAAGGAAAACAAGUUCAUGGGCACGUGGCUAAGAUUGGAAUUGGAAGUGAUGUGUUCAUAUCAAAUACAUUGAUUCAUGUUUAUGCCAGUUGUGGGGAAUUUGGAGUUGCUCGCCAGGUGCUCGAUAGAAUGCCGGAAAGGGAUGUUAUAUCGUGGAAUGCAAUGUUGAGUGCGUACAUGGAGAUGGGUUUGGUGAACUUGGCGUGUAGGGUGUUCGAUGAAAUGCCGGAGAGAAAUAUGGAGUCUUGGAAUUUUAUGGUUUCAGGGUAUGUGGGUGCUGGGUUGGUUGAAGCAGCGAGGGAUGUUUUUGAUGAGAUGCCAGUGAAAAAUGUUGUUUCUUGGAAUGUGAUGAUCACUGGGUAUGCUCAUGCCAAUUGUUUUGAAGAAAUUUUGAUGCUUUUCGAGAAAAUGCAACAUGAAAAUGUGAAGCCAGAUCAUUGCACCCUUGUGAAUGUGUUAUCAGCAUGUGCCCGGGUUGGAGCUCUGAGACAAGGGAAAUGGAUUCAUGCUUAUGUUGAAAAGAAUAGGAUUGAUGUCAAUGGUUUCCUAGCUACUGCUCUUGUAGACAUGUAUGCUAAAUGUGGGUGUAUUGAGAAGGCUCUGGAAGUCUUUCACAGUUCUUCCAAGAAGGACGUAAGUACAUGGAAUUCAAUAAUUUCAGGGUUAAGUAUCCAUGGCUUUGGAGAAGAGGCAUUAAGUAUUUUCUCUGAAAUGUUAGAACAUGGCUUUGAGCCAAAUGAAGUUACCUUUGUUACUGUUCUAGCUGCCUGUAGCCGUACUGGUCUGCUCAAAGAGGGAUGGGAGAUGUUUGACCGCAUGGUUUAUAUUCAUGGAAUUCAGCCAACCAUUGAGCACUAUGGCUGUAUGGUGGACUUACUUGGUCGUUUUGGAUUAUUGAAGGAGGCUGAGGAACUUGUGAGAACAAUGUCAAUGAGAGAAGCUCCUGCAGUUUUGGAGUCUCUUCUAGGUGCUUGCAGAAAUCACGGUGAUGUUGAAAUGGCAGAGCAGGUUGCAAGGAAGCUCUUAGAGUUGGAUCCUCAAGACACUUCUGGUUAUGUUCAGUUGUCAAAUAUCCAUGCAUCUAUGGGUAGAUGGAAUGAUGCAAUGGAUGUGAGGAGAAGAAUGAAGAUGCAAGGAGUUAGAAAAGAGCCUGGUUGUAGCAUGAUUGAAGUCGAUGGAAUUGUUCAUGAGUUCUUAGCCGGAGAAGGAAUAAUUCCUUCUAAACAUGCUUGAUUUUUGGGGAUGCCAAUUACAACAAUGUGGGGCAUCAACUUAAUUUUGUUGAAUUCUUCAAGAAUCAAUAUAUCUACUACUCUAGAAUUCUUCAAGAUCAAGUAUCUUUCCUGAUUUUGCCAUUUUGGGGAGGCAUGCAAGUCACAUCUGGUGAAGGCACUGGAGGUGGAAUGUAGUAUUGUAGAUAUUUGACACGUUAUUUGAGAGGGAACAGGCUGACCAUGUUGUAGAAAUAUACAUGAUUGCUGGGCUUCAGAUCAGAUUAGAUGCCAAAUGCAACAUCGAAAUGUAAAGCCCUAUGGGGCAUGAAGUAUAGAAGAGCUUGUGUUGCUAAUUUGGAAGAACAUGGUAUUUGUGAAAUUUGAGAAAAACAAUUUUCAAGUUGGGCACACUCA
Messenger RNA from Diospyros lotus (date-plum), 2050 nucleotides. RefSeq names its product pentatricopeptide repeat-containing protein At4g18840. Gene Ontology annotation, biological process: RNA modification. The record is from RefSeq and is a predicted model, not a curated record. The transcript has a single exon. Gene Ontology annotation, molecular function: RNA binding; protein binding. The coding region runs from base 54 to 1655 and encodes 533 amino acids. NCBI's taxonomy places the organism in Eukaryota, Viridiplantae, Streptophyta, Magnoliopsida, Ericales, Ebenaceae.